AUGUCGUUGUUGUCGGCGGCAACAACAGGAGCUGCAGCAGCAGCAGCAGCAGUGGCGGCAGCAAGAGCAACUCGACGCAGGGCCAGAGCACGCAGUGUUGCCAACACAUUUCAAUUGCUGGCAAUCGCCUUUUAUUGUUGCUGUCAACUCGAGCUGCUGUUGGUGCAGGCCCAGCUGCAGCCGCAGCAACAACAGCAGCAACAUCAGCAGCAGCAGCAGCAGCAUCAGGUGACCUCUGGCGGGCAGCAGCAGCAACUGAAAUAUCAGCAAUUGCAAUAUCAAAUGCAGCAGCAAUAUGAAUAUCAGCAGCAGCAACACUUUCAGCAGCAGUUCCAGCAACAACAACAACAGCAACAACAACAACAACAGCAGCAGCAGCAAUUAGUGUUGCCCACAGCGGAACAGGCGUUACCGGAGCAACCCAUCGAUUUACUGGCCACACAACCAACCCAGCUCUACGAGCUGGCCUCGGGAUUUGAACUGGCCGCCAGUUCGUGGACAAUGCGGCGUAUACGUAAUCAGUUGGCGUAA
Drosophila montana is the source of this 531-nucleotide messenger RNA. Its product is annotated as mediator of RNA polymerase II transcription subunit 15-like. The record is from RefSeq and is a predicted model, not a curated record. The transcript has 2 exons. The coding region runs from base 1 to 531 and encodes 176 amino acids. NCBI's taxonomy places the organism in Eukaryota, Metazoa, Arthropoda, Insecta, Diptera, Drosophilidae.